CGCCCAGACUUUUCUUCCUCACCUUACGGCAGAGCUCGGAACCGUGCCUCAGAUUCUCACUCUAGUAGAGAGGAAUGUCGCAAGGUUGGGGUAAAAAACUCUGGGUUUGCGACCGUAGCUUUCGCUUUCCGGCCAACACAGAGGUGCCUGAAGGCUUGUUGGGGUGGUGAGGCCCGAGGCAGCUUCUGGAAUUUCUCAUCAACCCUGGUCAGUACAAGAUGGACCCUGUAGUCUUGAGUUACAUGGACAGUCUACUGCGGCAAUCAGAUGUCUCACUAUUGGAUCCUCCAAGCUGGCUCAAUGACCAUAUCAUUGGAUUUGCCUUUGAGUACUUUGCCAACAGUCAGUUUCAUGACUGUUCUGACCAUGUCUGCUUCAUCAGCCCCGAAGUUACCCAGUUCAUCAAGUGCACUAGCAACCAAGCAGAGAUUGCCAUGUUCCUUGAACCCCUGGACCUCCCCAACAAAAGAGUUUUAUUUUUAGCCAUCAAUGAUAAUUCCAACGAGGCAGCUGGGGGAACCCAUUGGAGUUUGUUGGUUUAUGUCCAAGAUAAAAAUAGCUUUUUUCACUAUGAUUCUCAUAGCAGAAGUAACUCAGUCCAUGCAAAGCAGGUAGCAGAGAAACUGGAAGCUUUCUUGGGCAGAAAAGGAGACAAACUGGCCUUUGUGGAAGAAAAAGCCCCUGCUCAACAAAACAGCUAUGACUGUGGGAUGUAUGUGAUUUGUAACACUGAGGCCUUGUGUCAGAACUUCUUUAGGCAACAGCCAGAAUCACUAUUGCAGCUACUCACUCCUACAUACAUCACAAAGAAAAGAGGAGAAUGGAAAGAUCUCAUUGCCAGACUUGCCAAAAAUUAGCUAUCAAAGUAUAUCUGUGACUUUUGAAGUCUUUUCUCUCUGCCCAUCCCCAUUUAUUGGAUGGCUGCAGUCUCAGUGCCUGAAGGAAGAUACCCAGUGGAGGGAAGUUUAAUGUUCUUAUUUUUCCCUGGAAGAAUGUCCUCCUCUGCAUUAUCCAGAUGGAAAGUUUCACUUUAACCCUAACUUGAGAGCAGUGUGCUCUGUGAAAAUGUCUUGAAGUUAUGUAUCAAAACCUUCAAACCACGCAUCUUAACAUUUAUUAAUUCCCUUUUUGUCUCCCUUAUCCACAUUGGCUUAUUCCUAAGGAAAAGCAGUGAUCUUUAAAGAAAUCAAGUAUAUGUGAAAUCUAAAGGAACGCAAGAAGAACAUUCUAGAAGAAUCAAGCUUCGGGUAGAAGCAGGUCAAGAUCUAACCUAAUUCAAGAUCUAAAUAUUGGGAGAAUCAAAUACUCAUUUCUGUGGUAUCUCUUCUAUUCGCCAUGCGAGGCUUUCCGGCUAUCUUUGUAACCUUUGCAGAUAUUUGAUAAAGAUGAUGUUAGCCCAUCUUCCCCCAUCUGAUUCCUGGACUGCUUUAAGAGAGGGGGAAUCUUGAGGAACUUCAUUAAAAUAUAUGGCUCCUGGACCUUUUAGUUUGCUCAGUGGAUGGGUUGACUUGCUGCUCUGCAUCGAUAACAGCUUUUCUACACUUUGUCUGUUAGCCAUGCAUACACUCCUUCCUUAACAUCCAAAGUUCUGUGGCUUUAAAACUCAUAGCUGAUAACUUCCUAAGGUUACCUGUUAUUUCUAAUAAGUAUUGCUGCUUUCUGAUAGUCAAUUUUUCCUUUCCUCUCUAUCUGUAAUCUGGCAGAAUUGGUUUGUUAUGUCAUGGUGAUAUCAGGGAUAUUAUUGUAUCUAAAACUUGCAGACUUUAAGUUGGUUUGUUUUUGCAAUUAUAAAGCAGAAAAAGUGACCUUUCUCAACCCUUCCACUUAAUUCAAAACGGAAACGAUGUUAUUUUUUAAAUAUGGAACCAAGAAUAAAAAAUGCUAUCCCUCCUAAA
Messenger RNA from Lontra canadensis (Northern American river otter), 1895 nucleotides. It is a transcript of the gene SENP8, whose product is annotated as SUMO peptidase family member, NEDD8 specific. NCBI's taxonomy places the organism in Eukaryota, Metazoa, Chordata, Mammalia, Carnivora, Mustelidae. Gene Ontology annotation, molecular function: cysteine-type peptidase activity; deNEDDylase activity. The transcript has 2 exons. The record is from RefSeq and is a predicted model, not a curated record. Bases 219 to 857 code for a protein of 212 amino acids. Gene Ontology annotation, biological process: proteolysis.